AUGACUCUCUCCAGCCACAUGGGUUUCAUGACAUGGGAAGGCGGGGGGGAGGAACGUGGAAAGGGGAAGAGGCAGGAGGGGACCAAGGGGGUCCUUGGGGGCAGCCGAGAAAAGAAGGCCCUGCCUUUCCAGUUCCAUACAUUGUUCCCGACGCAUUCGUCCAAGGCUUUCUCGCUUUCUCUCGCAGACACUGCCCAGUUGGCUCACGGAUACGGAUCCCAGCUUGAGCCCACACUCGCUGUCAACUACCUGCCUGCCUACGACACACUAACAGCAACAUUGCCCGUCUGUGUGUCGGUCGAUUGCCCACCAGCUGGCCCUGGCUUGUCUGGCUCCUCCGAGGUACGCGCGCUGAAGAGUUCUGAAUCUGAAUCUAUCCGUAACCACGACCUGCUCUACUCGUCACCUUUGACUAGCCCCGAGCGACACACGGAGGGCCGCCAGUGUCCGGCGACCACCAACCAGAGGUCCUUGUCGCGGCAACCCAUCCAGGGGCACACUGCAAGACCUCCCCCCUCCAUCUCAAUCCGACGCCCUGUUUGGUUCGCACCAAGAGAAGUCAAGGAUACCAAGAACGCCUGCGGGCAACCCAAUAAGAACCGACGAGACCAGAAGACCAGACCAAACGUCGAAGCAGAUCAUGUCUCGGAUAUACCUGCUCUCUCUCCCCCUCGUGUGCCGGAGGGGCCAUCCUGUUUCCGCUGGUUGGCAAAGACUGAGCGCAUUCGGCUAUCGUCUGAGAACGCCUCCACGCGCUACCCUGGACUUGAAUACGGAUACAACUACGUACUAUACCGCCUCGCCAACUCCGUCCUCCCGUUCCCUCGUACUCCGUGCUUUGUACCCAUCUACCCUUCCGUCGCCGCCCUUCCCCCCCCUCCAUCUCGCAUCUUGCAUCCUGGCCCAUCGACUCGCACUCGGCUUCAAGGACGCCCGACCUCCAAUCACCUAUUGUACGAUUUCAGCGACGACGACCUGGCAAAUAAUCACUUGAUUGCCCUUGUUAAUGUCGCAGCAUCACCGUCGAAUGUCGUUGGCUGCGAGCCGUUAAUCUUUCUGGGAAAUUGUCAGCAAAGGGCUCCCACCAUCGUCGCAUUUCUCGAUCGGAGACAAACCUACUUUUGCUGCACCUCCACGAACGGACCUCUCGACUGCAUUUGGAUGGCUGUGGCUACCGGCAGCCUGCGCAACACCUUGAACCCCCCAGCUACCGACUUCAUGGCUUCGACCCAAGCUGCGCUGCCGUUCCUCACGCGCAACUAUUCAAACACGCAGACCCAGUGCCCUCCACCGCCCAACGGCCCUUGGCCUAGUCGUCGCACUUCACUCUCCAGUUUCCCAGCUUCGCGAUCGCCUUCGUCAAUGUCCAACACAUCUCGCCCGUCGCGAUCUCCCCAGCCGCCUCCCAUUGCCGAGACGGACCGCUCCUCAAACCCGAGCUCAAAGUCAAAGACACCGUCCACUGGUGUCUCGUCACAACACUCGUCGCUGUCUGCCCCGAGGCGAUACAAUCCGGAUGCGCAUCCUCCCCGCAAGUUGCGCUCGCAAUACCCGCGAGGUUCCACCGAGAACCAUGUCGAGUACAUCUUGGUGGCCUCGUUCGAUAUAGAUCGGGGCCCGGUCAUGGAGCACCAAUACCCUGUUUCCAUUACCGGCGACGAACAUAUGCUCGCAGAACUCAUGUUGCCCGAUCAGGCCCACGUUCGGAAUCAGGACUGGACUAUUUUCUUCUUACACAAGGACACGAGCCAAGAGGAAGAGGACGAGGAACGUAAGGCGAAAGAGGCCAGGAAGAGGAGAAGAAGGCGUUUGCGCAAUCGCGCUGCUGGCAUCGUCGACGAGGAAGAUGACGGCGCGGACUUGGACGAACAUGAGGGGGACCUUGAUGACUUGGACGAAUACGACGACGAGGAUUCGGACGACGGCGAACCCGAAGGCGGAGAAGGCCCGCCGUUGAUCUAUGUUCUGAACUUGGUCAACACAAAGCAGGACAAAACGGUCAAGAGAGGUGCUGUUGUCAAGGCGAUGGCAAUCUGCACGAGGCAUCCCUUCCUGCAUAUAUACAAGUACUUUAAGGCGCCCGUUCCCGAGACGCUGGCGAUGCUCUACGAAGCCGUCAACGCAAUGGACCUGUCUCUCAUGCCGAAGCUUAGCCUACUUGAGAGGCACCUGCUUUUGGCUAGUGACAACAAAGAUCUGUUCGUGGAAAAGUUUGAGCAAAUGAUUCAAAUGCGGAUAACCGAGGACCGCGGCGAACACCUCUCAGAUCAGCCUUUCGAUGCAAGUCGAGACCCUCCAAAACUGCCGGGUGUUUCUAGAGCAGGAACAAAAGCGCACGUCGAAGGUGCUUCGCAGUAUUCGGUUCCAAGGGACACACACGAGUUUGAAAGCAGAGUCAUGUACAAGGGCAUACCAAUUCCCAUCAAAGUUCCCGUCGCUGUCAUGCCGGAAACGGUGGGCGACUUUUCUUUGAUCAAACUGAUCCAGAAGUUUUCGGAGCCACAAGGCAAGGCGCCACAACCGUUCCCCUUGCAUCCUCAAUUGACGACAAACGGCCCGCAUACGCACCCCAUCAUUGUAUUGGUCAAUGCGUUGUUGACGCAAAAGCGGGUGAUCUUCCUGGGGCACAAUAUGCCAUCAGGCGAGGUUGCGGAGGCAGUCUUGGCGGCCUGCGCCUUGGCAUCCGGCGGUACGCUCAGGGGCUUCACGCGUCACGCGUUUCCUUAUACCGACUUGACCAAGAUUGAUGAUCUCCUCAAUGUUCCCGGCUUCAUUGCUGGAGUCACCAACCCGACAUUCGAACUGCACCCCGAGUGGUGGGAUGUAUUGUGCGACUUGCCUACAGGCCGAGUCAAGAUCAGUGGUAAGAUCGAUUCGGCUCCAGUGACGGAGGGAAUGGUCUACUUUCAACAGCAAAACCCGUCAUAUGCUGGGCUUGUCGGAGGCACCUCCAAGGUCGCGGCCGAAAGUGAUUUGACAGGCGACGCGGCUUUCAUGCAAGAUAUCCUACGAAGUAUCGCGGCAAGGCACGGUGAGAGAGUAAUACGCGCCAAAUGGCGAGACUGGGUUAUCAAAUUCACGCGAAUCGCAGCUGCGUUUGAGGAAAGUGUGUACGGCGCAAGUGCUCUUUACAUUGGCGGCGACGAACUAGAGAUGGGUCCGGUGGGCGUGAACGGGCACGGCUACGUGUGGCCUGAUGAACAAUCGAAACACAAGGAGCUUGCGGGUAAUGUGACGAGGAUCGAAGGGUGGAGGAACACAAGGAGCUACUACAGCUUCAUCCAGGAUCUCGCACUGCUUUACACAGUGAGGCCGUUGAAGGGCCUCGACUUACACCACAUGCACGACCGACUACGGACACAACGGCUCAACCCGAUGCAAAGCAAGGAAAUCUACGCAGCGUUUCACAAGUAUGUCCACUCUUACGACGAGAUCUGUUUGCUGUUGAGCGUUGCGCCAGAGUCGCAUGCUGGCCUGUUCUACGUCGCACUUGGCCUCUUCCACAAGGACCGCGAAGUGCGCCUCAAGACGGCCGACCUGCUGGAACGCAUUGGCGAGCACGAGGCGGGGCAGCACUGGUGGAAGGCUCUCAGCCGGUUCGAGAAACUGGCCUACAACCGCAUUCGCAAGGAGAUGGACGCCGAGAUGCGGGCGAAGCUCGAAAAGGAGGGCUUGAGUCCCGAGGUGGAGAAACGGGUCAGCUAG
Colletotrichum lupini is the source of this 3705-nucleotide messenger RNA. RefSeq names its product spindle pole body interacting protein. The transcript has 11 exons. Gene Ontology annotation, biological process: actin cortical patch localization. NCBI's taxonomy places the organism in Eukaryota, Fungi, Ascomycota, Sordariomycetes, Glomerellales, Glomerellaceae. Bases 1 to 3705 code for a protein of 1234 amino acids. Gene Ontology annotation, cellular component: plasma membrane. The record is from RefSeq and is a predicted model, not a curated record.